Molecule: messenger RNA, 3317 nt
Organism: Vombatus ursinus (common wombat)
Lineage: Eukaryota; Metazoa; Chordata; Mammalia; Diprotodontia; Vombatidae
Gene: AEBP2
Product: AE binding protein 2
Exons: 9
Coding region: 28-1602 (524 amino acids)
Biological process (GO): regulation of transcription by RNA polymerase II
Cellular component (GO): ESC/E(Z) complex
Source: RefSeq, a predicted model, not a curated record
GAGGGUAAGAGGGAGGGAGGAGGCGCCAUGGCCGCCGCUAUCACCGACAUGGCCGACCUGGAGGAGCUCUCCCGCCUGAGUCCUCUGCCCCCCGGCAGUCCCGAACCCGCGACGCGGAGCCGGGCCGAGCCCUCUGGGGAGGAGGAGGAAGAAGAGGAAGAUGAGGAGGAGGAAGAAGAGGAGACAGAAGCACAAGCAGUGGCAGAGCUGCUACUGAACGGCGACGGCGGGGGUGGGGGCGGCGGCGGCGGCGGCGGCGGCGGGGGCGAGGCGGAGACGAUGUCUGAGCCGAGCCCAGAGAGCGCCAGCCAGGCCGGGGAAGACGAGGACGAGGAAGAAGAGGAGGAGGAGGACGAAAGCAGCAGCAGCAGCGGGGGCGGCGAGGAGGAGAGCAGCGCCGAGAGCCUGGUGGGCAGCGGCAGCAGCAGCGACGAGACCCGCUCCCUCAGCCCCGGCGCGGCCAGCAGCAGCAGCGGCGAUGGAGACGGCAAGGAGGGCCUGGAAGAGCCCAAGGGACCGCGGGGCGGCCAGGGCAGCUGCGGCGUCGGCGGCGGAGGCGGCAGCGGCGGUGGCGGAGGCGGCGGCAGCAGCAGCAGCAGCAGCGUUGUCUCCAGCGCCGGGGACGAGGGCUACGGGACCGGGGGAGGCGGAAGCAGCGCUACCUCGGUGGGCAGGAGAGGCAGCCUGGAGGUGUCCUCGGACGGGGAGCCCCUGAGCCGCAUGGACUCGGAGGACAGCAUAAGCAGUACUAUAAUGGAUGUAGACAGCACAAUUUCCAGUGGGCGUUCAACUCCUGCAAUGAUGAAUGGACAAGGAAGCACUACUUCUUCAAGCAAAAACAUUGCCUAUAACUGUUGUUGGGACCAGUGCCAGACUUGCUUCAACUCUAGUCCAGAUCUGGCAGAUCACAUUCGUUCCAUACAUGUAGAUGGUCAGCGAGGAGGGGUAUUUGUUUGCCUAUGGAAAGGUUGUAAAGUAUACAACACUCCUUCAACCAGUCAAAGUUGGUUACAAAGACAUAUGCUGACACAUAGUGGAGACAAACCUUUCAAGUGUGUUGUUGGUGGUUGCAAUGCCAGCUUUGCAUCUCAGGGAGGGCUAGCUCGUCAUGUACCCACACACUUUAGUCAGCAGAAUUCUUCAAAAGUUGCCAGCCAGCCAAAGGCCAAAGAGGAAUCUCCUUCUAAAGCUGGAAUGAACAAGCGGAGGAAGUUAAAGAAUAAAAGACGACGCUCAUUACCACGACCCCAUGACUUCUUUGAUGCACAGACACUGGAUGCAAUACGACACCGAGCCAUAUGCUUUAAUCUCUCAGCCCAUAUAGAAAGUUUAGGAAAGGGACACAGUGUUGUUUUUCAUAGUACUGUAAUAGCCAAGAGAAAAGAAGAUUCUGGAAAAAUAAAACUGCUGCUUCAUUGGAUGCCAGAAGAUAUUUUGCCUGAUGUGUGGGUAAAUGAAAGUGAACGACAUCAACUAAAAACUAAAGUAGUUCAUUUAUCAAAGCUACCCAAAGACACUGCCUUGCUUUUGGACCCAAACAUAUACAGAAAUUCUAGUAAAAGAAGUACAUACAGUGGAAUCCUGAAAGAUCACUUCUGUUAAGAUCACAUACUGAACAAUGCCACAGAAGAGGUUGAAGAGGUAAAAAUAAUAAUAAAUAAAUAAAGCAAACAAACGGGGGAUACUAUCCUACAGUCUUAGUCACUGACAAUGGGUUUAGGAAUAAAGUUGCACAUUAGAGUCAACCCCUUCCUUUUUUCUCCUCCCUCCCCCAGUAUUUAGAUAAUAUUUAUGCUUAGUGUAAACAUUCUGUGAAUGAAGUAGAUGCUUCUGUGGAAUGUAUUAAUAUAUUACUGUAUAUCCACAUUUUCAUGGAAUGGUACAGUGGGAGACUGAGCAACCACUCUUCUGGCAACUUAGUGGAACAACUUCUUAAAAGCUUUGCAUGCUUGCUGCUUUAAGCUGCUUUUCUUUAGUGAUUCCAGUAGUUUAUAUUUGAAAAACAUUAUUCAAUUUGUGCCCUUAACAAAUUUCAAAAGCACUCUAAGAAUGUUUGUUUCUACAGUGUUCAUUGAUUUAAACUCGAUUAAGAUAUUAAGACAAUGAAAAUUAUCAGGAGAUAAUUUUAAUUUUCAAUUAUGAUUAAUAGAUGUGAUUGGUUGCCAUUUGUGUUCUUUUGCAGAACUCUGAUAAGAAAAGUAUUCAAUUUGUAUUUAAGCAAACAGUGAACGUCAUUUGCAAUCAACCAAAAAUUUCAUCUAUCGAAUUAGGGCUGAAACUUAAACUGUUAAGAGUGUUGCAGUAUGUCUGGUGACUCCCUUUUCAGGAUUAGGGCUUUCUCAUGGAGUACAGUAUGUUAAUAUUUGCUUACAUAAUGAAUCUGUUACGGUUUUUGAAAAACCUAUAUUUCAGAAUUUUUGAAUACUCUUGAUGUUUUCAAUUUAAGACCGAUUUUUUUUCAUGAGAAAAGCAAUUGAUUUUUUUCUUUUGAUGUAAGAAAAAAAAUUGUUUUUUUUUUUUUACAUAUCUGGAAAUUGAAUUCUUUAUGCACCAAAGUUGGUUUGGGAAAAUAAAAUAAAUCACUUUCUUGCUUAUUAAGCAAGAAGCCAUAUGGAUUUUUUUUAAACUUAAAGAAAUAGAAAAUUGUGUAACUUGUUAGUCUUGUAUGGAGACAAAAAUGUUGCAUAGAGAUAAUAGAACGUUGCUUGUAAAUAAUUCAGCAGAUUUGUAAUAUAUUUUUAUAUUAUGAAAUGUACUGUAGAUGUUUUUCUAGAGGCAUGAAAGUUAAAAUGUAUAUAUUAUGGUAGAAAUAAUAUUGAAGGAUAUUGUAAUUCACUAGUGCUGCCAGAAGAAUUGUUAAUAAAGCACCUUCCUUAACAAUAAAUGUCUUUUGGAGACUUAAGGGACUAUGUACUACUGUUAAUAUCUGUUGUAAGAAUGAAAUACAUUGAACAUCCUUCCAGAAGUCUUUGAGGGAUGAACAGUAACCAUAAUAGAAUUAUGGCACUCAUUUCCGACAGUGACCGUGAAAUCAAUUAUUUCCUUACUGUUGGAAGGACCUAUUGUAAAGUAUGUUGUAAUGUGCAGUCAAACUGCACAAAAUCCUCCUAAUUGAGGAGUCUUCACUUUACUACAGUAAAUAUAAAAACCAGCAGUUUUUACACUAAAUUUUUUUAAAGAAGAGACAAAAGUUUAGAAUUAACCCUUUGGUUCCAAGAUGAGAAUUUUCAUGAUAACACAGUGCAUUUUGCAUUUACAUAAUUUUUUUAAAAAAAUUAAAAAAAAAAAAUAAACAUGAGAGGCCUUCUUGGUUCCAA